UGGAAGCCGCCCCGGGGCCGGCCCGGAGCCCCCCGCAGCCCCGCGCCGCCGAGCCGAGCCCCGCGGCCGCAGCCAUGGUGCAGCAGACGGGCACGGCGGAGAAUACGGAGGCGCUGCCCGCCGCCGAGACCUCGGCCGCCGGGGUCGGGCUGGAGCUGGGCAUCGCCUCGUCGCCUACGCCCGGCUCCACCGCCUCGACGGGCGGCAAGGCGGACGACCCGAGCUGGUGCAAGACGCCCAGCGGGCACAUCAAGCGACCGAUGAACGCCUUCAUGGUGUGGUCGCAGAUCGAACGGCGGAAGAUCAUGGAGCAGUCGCCCGACAUGCACAACGCCGAGAUCUCCAAGCGGCUGGGCAAGCGCUGGAAGCUGCUCAAGGACAGCGACAAGAUCCCCUUCAUCCGGGAGGCGGAGCGGCUGCGCCUCAAGCACAUGGCGGACUACCCCGACUACAAGUACCGGCCCAGGAAGAAGGUGAAGUCGGGCAACAGCUCCGCCAAGCCCGCAGACAAGGCGGACCGGGCCGCCGGCGGGGGCGGGGGCGGCGCCGGGCCCGGCGGGGGCAGCGCGGGCGGCGGCUCCGGCGGCGGCACGGCCAAACCCGCCCCGAAGAAGGGAGGCGGUGGCGGCGGUCCGCGGCCCUCCCCCGCCGGCACCAAGCCCCACGGCAAGGCGGCGGCGGGCGGCAAGGCCUCGCCGCCGGGAACCGGCGAACCGACGGCCGCGCCCACCCCUCCGCCGCCGCCGCCGCCGCCCGAGCACCAGGCGCUGUACAAGCCGAGGGGCGCGCCGGCGGCGCCCGGCAAAGCGGCGGCCGAGAGGAAGCUGAAGCGCGUCUACAUCUUCGGCGGCGGAGGGCCGGCGGCGGCCGCCUCGGGCUCGCCCGGCGGCGCCGUGCCCGGCAGCCCCACGCUGAGUAGCGCGGCCGAGGCCGGCGACCCGCUGAGCCUCUACGAGGAGGCGGGCGGCGCGGCGCGGCCCGACGGGGACUGCCCCUCGCCGCCCGGCGCCCGCUCGCCCGCCGAGCACCGCGGCUAUGCCGCCCCGAGAGCCGCCUCGCCCGCCCCCUCCACGGCGCGGUCCUCCUCCGCGUCCUCCCACUCGUCCUCCGCCUCCUCGGCCGGCUCUUCGUCGUCGGACGACGAGUUCGAGGACGACCUCUUGGACCUGAACCCCAGCCCCGGCUUCGAGAGCAUGUCCCUGGGCGGCUUCGGCUCUUCCGCGCUCGACCGGGACCUGGAUUUUAACUUGGAGCCCGGCUCGGGCUCGCACUUUGAGUUCCCGGACUACUGCACGCCGGAGGUAAGUGAGAUGAUCUCGGGGGAUUGGCUGGAGUCCAGCAUCUCCAACCUGGUGUUCACCUACUGAGGCGGGGCGGCCCGAAACCGGCGGCGGCCGAGAGGACCGCGGGAGCGCCGCCAACCGCUGUGCCACCGCCCGAGGACGGACUGAGGGACCGCGGU
Phasianus colchicus (ring-necked pheasant) is the source of this 1462-nucleotide messenger RNA. It is a transcript of the gene SOX4, whose product is annotated as SRY-box transcription factor 4. The record is from RefSeq and is a predicted model, not a curated record. Gene Ontology annotation, biological process: brain development; camera-type eye morphogenesis; negative regulation of transcription by RNA polymerase II. Lineage: Eukaryota; Metazoa; Chordata; Aves; Galliformes; Phasianidae. Gene Ontology annotation, molecular function: RNA polymerase II cis-regulatory region sequence-specific DNA binding; DNA-binding transcription activator activity, RNA polymerase II-specific. Gene Ontology annotation, cellular component: nucleus.